CUCCUCCCUUCGCGUUCCCUUACUUCCACCCGGUCGCAAGUCCUAGACUAGAUUCCCCUUCCCCAACACCAUCACGACACGAAAUACCGCCAAAAUGACUGUCCCCAACAACACCGGCAAGACUUUCCUCUUCACAUCCGAGUCCGUCGGUGAGGGCCACCCGGACAAGAUCUGCGACCAGGUCUCCGACGCCAUCCUCGAUGCCUGCCUCAAGGAGGACCCGCUCUCCAAGGUGGCCUGUGAAACUGCCGCCAAGACCGGCAUGAUCAUGGUCUUCGGCGAGAUUACCACAAAGGCCCACCUCGACUACCAGAAGGUCGUCCGCAAUGCCAUCAAGGAGAUUGGCUACGACUCGUCCGACAAGGGCUUCGACUACAAGACGUGCAACGUCCUCGUUGCCAUUGAGCAGCAGUCGCCCGACAUCGCCCAGGGUCUGCACUACGACGAGGCCCUCGAGAAGCUCGGCGCCGGUGACCAGGGUAUCAUGUUCGGAUAUGCCACCGACGAGACCCCGGAGCUACUGCCCCUGACCCUGCUGCUGUCCCACAAGCUCAACUCGGCCAUGAAGGAUGCCCGUAACGACGGCUCCCUGCCAUGGCUGCGGCCCGAUACCAAGACCCAGGUCACCGUCGAGUAUGCCCACGACAACGGCGCCGUCAUCCCUCUCCGUGUCAACACAGUCGUCGUCUCUGCCCAGCACAGCGAGGACAUCACCACCGAGGAGCUCCGAAAGGAGAUCAAGGAGAAGAUCAUCAAGAAGGUCAUCCCCGCCAAGUUCCUCGACGACAAGACCGUCUACCACAUCCAACCUUCCGGUCUCUUCAUCAUUGGUGGACCCCAGGGUGACGCCGGUCUUACCGGCCGUAAGAUCAUCGUCGACACCUACGGAGGCUGGGGAGCCCACGGUGGUGGUGCUUUCUCCGGAAAGGACUACUCCAAGGUUGACCGCUCCGCUGCCUACCUUGCGCGCUGGAUCGCCAAGUCGCUCGUUACCGCCAAGCUGGCCCGCCGUGCUCUCGUCCAGCUGUCGUACGCCAUCGGCGUUGCUGAGCCCCUCUCCCUCUUCGUUGAGACCUACGGCACAUCAGACAAGACCUCCGAGGAGCUUGUUGAGGUCAUCCACAAGAACUUCGACCUCCGCCCCGGUGUCAUCGUCAAGGAGCUCAACCUGACCAACCCCAUCUACAACCAGACGGCCAAGAACGGCCACUUCACCAACCAGGACUUCACCUGGGAGAAGCCCAAGGAACUGAAGCUCUAAAUAAGACACAACAUAGUGUUCUGCAUGAGUGGGUUUGAAUCAACUUCACCCACAAGGUCAAGAUUUACGACAAGACGAUGAAUGAUAUGAUUUGCAACAUAUCUUUGGAACGAGGCGGGCAUAAAUUCAUCUUUCAACAAGUUUUCGGCGUCGGGAAGGGCAUAUACCCCUGUGAUACCAGCCCUCUUUUUCCAAAAGUUUUCUUGCAGCUGUCAUAUACUUUUCUAGAUGGUUUGCGACAGUGACCCAGUGCGGGCUGUCUUUCUUUGCAUGGCGUUUUAGAGUUGGGAGCUUUCAACAUUG
Molecule: messenger RNA, 1564 nt
Organism: Dothidotthia symphoricarpi CBS 119687
Lineage: Eukaryota; Fungi; Ascomycota; Dothideomycetes; Pleosporales; Dothidotthiaceae
Product: S-adenosylmethionine synthetase
Exons: 4
Coding region: 95-1261 (388 amino acids)
Biological process (GO): S-adenosylmethionine biosynthetic process
Cellular component (GO): cytosol
Molecular function (GO): ATP binding; methionine adenosyltransferase activity
Source: RefSeq, a predicted model, not a curated record